Molecule: messenger RNA, 1920 nt
Organism: Symbiodinium sp. CCMP2456
Lineage: Eukaryota; Dinophyceae; Suessiales; Symbiodiniaceae
Source: the annotation of a GenBank genome assembly
AUGAAACCUGCCAAAGGACUCGUGCUGGGCCUUUUUGCCCUCUGCAUAGGACACGAGCUCUGCUCAUGUAUCUUCGGUGGCGCCAAGCUUCCACUCUUCACUCAAAGCCCUGUGGAAGAGGAAGCGGCGGAAAUACCAGGCGAAGCUUCAGGACGUGGGGAAAGUGAGCACAUCGAUUUGGUCAUUGCACACUGCGGAGGAGCUUUGGAUUGGAUCGAUUCGUUUAUGACAAGGCCGCUCUCCAACGUCUCCAUCCUCAGCAUGUGCGGCCAGCCAGUAAGCGGCAAAGUUGCCCAACAUCCGCGGACAAAGACCGCAGCGCUGGACAACAACGGCUAUCACUACGCUUUCGCGCACUGGUUGUCGUCGCAGGGGAAGCACAUGCCGGCCGAUCGGCACGAAGACGACCUCAUUUUGUUCACCUCCGACCGCUACCUGCGCAACAUCACCGUGCCACUGAAGGACAUGAUCGAUGCGGCACAGGGUCCCCGGUUCGCGUGUGGAAGAAGGCAAACGCGCAUCCCGGGGGAGCCCACCACCACCCACUUCGUACAAGAGCUCAUGGGCACCUUCAGCUUGCAGCAGUACAACCACACCGCGAGAGAAAGGAUCAAGUCGCAGUACCAGAACAUGAAGCAUUGGAUGCAGGACAUGGGUAUCAGCAUCUUCCUCAAGGAUCGGACGGUUGUCCCUGUCUGUUUCGGUGAUAUUUUCCUGACCACGUACUCGCAGAUCUUUGGGCCCGUUGCGGGCAUUUGGGAGCAUCUGAGUAGUUCUUUGUCGGGGCACGGUGAGAUGGAGAAGGAUUUUGCAGAAAGAGCUUGGGCCGCGCUGCUCUCUGUGCCGAUGGUUCCGGCGGAGGAGGUUCAGGUGCUGGCAUCCGCGAAGGGCGUGCCUGCUGAGAACAAGAGCUGGUGGAUGGGUUUGAUUUGCGAAGGCGGCUGCCCUGUUGUCAGGUAUCCGUGGUCGCCUCAGCAUCUGCCGAGCUGUUGGGCUCAGAUGAACCACCUGCGGAAGGAGUUGCAAUUGGAAGAUCCUGCUUUGCAGCUGCUCUGGGAGCAGCGCUUGAACCGGGCCCGGCGCGCGGGCGCACACCGGACACUCGUGAUCUACUCGGGGCCUGUCACGGUGGAUACCAGGAAGGCCAAGGUCGCCAUGUACCUGCGGAACUUCCGAUACUUUCUGAAGUAUGCCACUUGUCCAGAUGCUCUUGUGGAGAUCUUGGUCGUCGUUGGUCGUUCGGUGAAUGUCGCUGCGUUUCAGCCUGGCGUGGACAUCGGUGGAAAGGUGACCUGGCUACGUCGCGGCCCUAACUGCUACGACUUCGAGGCAUACCGGAUAGGCUUGCGGUAUAUCGGCGCGGAGAAUCUGAAGCGCUACGAUCGCUUCGUUCUGUUGAACUGCGGCAUCGGUGGUCCUUUUCUGCCGGAACAGGCUAUGACUUCACGGAUUCACUGGUCUCGUUUCUUCACUUCCCGUGUGACCAAGAAGGUGAAGCUUGUGGGGAUAACGAUGUCGAACCAGGCAGCAACACCGGCUUUUGUCGGUCAGAGGUACAACCACGUGCAGUCCAUGCUUUGGGCCACGGACCUCGCUGGCUUACAGGUGAUCCUCCGGCAUUUGGAGGAGGACGUGAACAUCAACUUCUUCUCCCGAGACGAGCCGAGUGAUCUGAACGCCACACUGAAGGUCUGGCCUGCAACAGCCGUGAAGUGCCGCACGGCGGAUCCGAGGAAAGGAGAGUUCGUCGAACUUGGUCUCGAGGACUUUGUGAACAGCGCAGAGGUCAACACUUCGCAGAGACUGUUCGACAUGGGUUUUUCAAUUUCCGCCAUUGCGCGAUCUGAUCAGCGCCUGGAGCUGUCCCGCACCGACGCGAGGCUUUUGCACGGAGAUCCCUGGUCUCUUGUCAAGGUUUAA